Messenger RNA from Spea bombifrons (plains spadefoot toad), 2237 nucleotides. It is a transcript of the gene ST3GAL3, whose product is annotated as ST3 beta-galactoside alpha-2,3-sialyltransferase 3. Lineage: Eukaryota; Metazoa; Chordata; Amphibia; Anura; Pelobatidae. The record is from RefSeq and is a predicted model, not a curated record. The transcript has 14 exons. Gene Ontology annotation, molecular function: sialyltransferase activity. The coding region runs from base 324 to 1571 and encodes 415 amino acids.
UCCUUUGCGCUGAUUCGUCGAUCUGUGUGGUGGUCGCACAGGCGCUCCGCUAUUGGUUUCCUGGGCUGGUACCCGCUGUGCCGAUUGGCUGAUCUCAUACUCGCGGUCACCUUUGCUCAGCCUUCCUGCUGCCCUCCGCCAAGGGCCGGUGACAAGCGGCAGUCCCCUCUCCCCUGAGCAUGGCGGCGCCCCAGGGGCAGCGCAACGCUUGGCAGAAGAGCUCACAACGUGGCGUGGAGGCCUCCCCGGGAGCCGGCGGCCGCCAACGGCACUGACGAGGCCCAGCCAGACAGGUCAUGUAGCAGAGCAGGUAUGCUGUGAAGAUGGGAAUUCUGGUGUUCAUGAGGAACCUGCUGCUUGCCCUCUGCCUCUUCCUGGUGCUGGGCUUUCUCUAUUACUCCGCAUGGAAGCUGCACCUCCUGCGCUGGGAAGACUCCCAUACAGUGCUACAUGCCUUUGACUCCGGUGGACACAAAUUAGGCCCAGGACGGAGAGAGAGGAAAUCCGGGAUCCUGCUCCUGCCCUCAGCCUCCCCUCCGAAUACUGCUGCAGGCAGAAUCCAGAACGAGCCCAAAGACCCCGGGGUCGGAGCCGUACCAUCGAAACUAAAAUAUGACCGUCUCGGCUUUCUGGUUAAAUUGGACUCUAAAAUACCAGCAGAACUUGCAACGAGGUACGCAAAUUUCACUGACGGCGUCUGCAAGCCGGGCUAUGCUUCUUCUCUGAUGGCUGCCAUUUUCCCAAAGUUCUCCAAACCCGCUCCAAUGUUUCUUGAUGACUCCUUCAGAAAAUGGGCAAAGAUUCGGGAAUAUGUCCCUCCUUUCGGAAUAAAAGGACAAGAUAACCUCAUUAAAGCGAUUUUGUCCGCCACGAAAGAAUACCGCCUGACACCUGCGCUUGACAGCUUAAACUGUCGGCGAUGCAUUAUCGUGGGGAACGGAGGCAUUCUCGCCAACAAGUCUCUGGGAUCUAAAAUCGAUGAGUUCGAAGUUGUUGUCAGGUUGAAUUCGGCUCCAGUUAAGGGUUUCGAGAAAGACGUAGGAAGCAAAACAACUCUGAGAAUCACAUAUCCGGAGGGCGCGAUCCAGAAACUCGAACAGUACGAGAGAGAUUCCCUUUUCGUCUUAGCUGGAUUUAAGUGGCAAGAUUUCAAAUGGCUGAAGUACAUUGUUUACAAGGAGAAAGUGAGUGCAUCUGAUGGAUUCUGGAAGUCGGUAGCCACUCGCGUCCCUCGUGAGCCACACGAGAUUCGUAUCCUCAACCCGUACUUCAUUCAGGAGGCAGCGUUCAGCUUCAUUGGGUUACCCUUUAACAACGGACUGAUGGGACGAGGGAACAUUCCAACUCUGGGCAGCGUGGCCAUCACCAUGGCACUCCACAACUGUGAUGAGGUGGCAGUGGCGGGAUUUGGAUACGACAUGAACCUUCCCAACGCUCCUCUCCAUUACUAUGAAACCAUCAAGAUGGCAGCCAUUAAAGAGUCUUGGACUCACAACAUCCAGAAGGAGAAGGAGUUCUUGAGGAAGCUGGUGAAAGCCCGCGUAAUAAACGACCUCACUAGCGGCAUCUGAGGGCAGGCGCAUAAGCUAACGUUCGAGCAACUCGGAGCUGAGGAUGAACACUAAGCGUUUCCUGAGCUGGUCUUCAGGUUUCUGAAGGAGGAAGAACAGACAGGGGUUUGCAUGCCCUUCCACGAGACAGCUGGGUACUACACUCAGGCACGAGGCCAUGGGGAUGAGUGGUGGAGAAGCUGUCCAGCACUAUUGUUCAAGAACUCUUUUUUUUUUGCUGGAAACUAUUUGCCGUGCCAAACGCACCUCGCAGUUCAGAAUGUGAGGUGCACCUGGUACAACGUAUGCAUUUUGAAUGUAUAAAGUAUUAUUUUCAUUACAAGCAUGGGGCUGUUCUGGUCAGGACACAGAGAUGUGGAUUAAAAGAAAAAAAGAACACUAACGUCCGCGUAGAAAUGCACCUGCAUACAUAUCUCUGCUCUCCGCAGAAUCCUUCCUUUGUGAAUCGAUAGGACCUAAUGACCGUCCAGGGUUUGGGGGGGGAUAGUCGGUGCUGCUAUUACGUAGAUGGGCUACUUUUUGUUCUGUCUGUUUUGAAAAGUGUUUUCAAAUGUUCAAUGGGGUGGGGGAUUUUUUUUUGGGGGGGGGGCUGAUAACGUUUAAAGAUCCGGGAUCAGUGUUAUGACCUCGCCGUCGAUCAGUGUUUUUAAACACUUGCAACCCGGA